AUGUCCACUGUCUCGUUGUCGAGCCAUGCCGGUCGACCGCCUCCUUCGCUCGUCUCCUCGAGCGGCAUCCUGGCCACCUCCCCCACUUCCUUGCGGUCGCCAUCGACGUUCACGACCGUCACUGCAUCCGGGCACAUCCCCUUGCAACCAUCGAACUUCCCACUCCUUCACUCGCUCCUCGACUCGCCCGAGUACCGCCAAGCGAUGCGUAGCAACCCGGAACUCGCUCGUGGGUCGUCCAGACGGCAUAGCAAGGUCGUGAACCAGGAGGCGAAGCAAUCGAGGCUAUCUUCCUCCUUCAGCGGUGGCGGCGGCUCGACUUCUCGCGCGCACGCCUCGAAGUCGUUUGUAUCCGGCUCUUCCGUGGCCGGCAGUAUCCGACGACCGCGACCAUCCGCGUUUGCACACGCUGCGCCUCAGCAACGCAGCGGUGCUGGCGGAGACCGGCAGCAAGGCCGGAGAACGUUGCCGCCUCUGCCCAAUCCUCCGUCAAUUCCAGCGAAUCCGGCCGGUCCGCCAGUUUCAGCCGAUCCGCUUUCUCUUACCCCUCAUCGCUCACCAAGCACGACGGCCAUCCCCAUCUUGCCGCCAGCGUUACCGCAUCUCCCGCAGACUUACCCCUCACGCUCCUUCAGCCACAACCCCUCCAGCUCCGCGCCGCCUCCCCGCUCUUCCUUCCGCGACGCUAUCGAUAAACUCAAGCGCAUGUUGCAACGGGGCGAGCAUCGGCGACGAGAUCGAAGCGGCACCGUCACCUCGCUCGACACGCUACCUAGCGGUUCAAGCAUGCUUGACCUCGCCGAUGCAAGGUCCAGCCGCACAAGCUUGAUGAGUGAUCUGUCGCGACUAGGCGACAUGGCCUACGUCGACGUCGUGGCGGAACUCGUGCGCGUCGAGCCGGACUCGACACCGCAGGCGCCUGCAACGACAUCCGUCAAGCCUUCCCGCGGUCCCCGCGCGCUCUCCGCGCCUCUCUCGCCAAGCGAAGCGAAGUCUCGACUCGAAGCCCGCGCACCAGCACCGACCUACGCCGCCCGAACGACCGACGUCGAAGCCUGGCGCGAAUCGCGGCGGCAGUUCCUGCUCGUCCUGCAAGAAGGACCGCCUGACUCCGCCCUCUCUUCUGCGUUGUCUAACAAGUCGCGCGAGACAAGUCGAGCAAAUGCGACCCGACCGAGCAUCUUUCAGCGCCGUCGACCUUCUUUCCCUUCUUUCUCUCGACCACAGGCGAGCGUCAUGCCUUUCUCGCUCGACACACCACUUGAGCGCUCACGCACUGUCGACGACGCCGCCCCUCCUCUCGAACCCGUCGCGAGCGAGCCGAAUCGACGAUACUCGACUUACGGAAGUCGCUGGCUGGAAGGAGCAGAGUUGGUCGAGGUGUUGUCGAGGACGAGCGGGAGUGUACAGGCGCAGGAGGAGAAGCGGGUAUGGCGGAAGUGGUGCGGAUGGGUCAAGGAGCGAGUGGAGACGGAAGCAGGGAGGGCUCGGGAGGGUUAA
Molecule: messenger RNA, 1500 nt
Organism: Rhodotorula toruloides NP11
Lineage: Eukaryota; Fungi; Basidiomycota; Microbotryomycetes; Sporidiobolales; Sporidiobolaceae
Exons: 1
Coding region: 1-1500 (499 amino acids)
Source: RefSeq, a predicted model, not a curated record